Pangasianodon hypophthalmus (striped catfish) is the source of this 2192-nucleotide messenger RNA. It is a transcript of the gene pkmb, whose product is annotated as pyruvate kinase M1/2b. Gene Ontology annotation, cellular component: cytoplasm. The record is from RefSeq and is a predicted model, not a curated record. NCBI's taxonomy places the organism in Eukaryota, Metazoa, Chordata, Actinopteri, Siluriformes, Pangasiidae. The coding region runs from base 153 to 1745 and encodes 530 amino acids. Gene Ontology annotation, molecular function: magnesium ion binding; potassium ion binding; pyruvate kinase activity. Gene Ontology annotation, biological process: glycolytic process. The transcript has 11 exons.
GUGAACACUCUCGGAAGGAUACAGUGACGUCUCUCCAGGAAGUAGUACCGGUUAGUGACGGUGUUAAAUGAGGAGCGCGCGCUCGCGACCAGCGCACAACUGCUUGUGACGGGCCAGAGUCUCCGAACGUUCCAGCAGACACUGCUCCAAUAAUGUCUAAGGUUAAAGAUAUGAGCUCUUCCCUCAUUCACUCUCAGCAGCUCCAUGCUGCUAUGGCAGACACUUUCCUGGAGCACAUGUGCCUGCUGGACAUUGACUCCGAGCCCACAGUGUCUCGCAACACUGGCAUCAUCUGCACAAUUGGGCCAGCUUCCCGCUCUGUGGAGAAGCUGAAGGAGAUGAUCAAGGCUGGCAUGAACGUUGCACGCUUGAACUUUUCUCAUGGAACUCAUGAGUACCAUGCUGAAACCAUCAAGAAUGUGCGUGAAGCCACUGAGAGCUUUGUACCUGGAAGCUUUGAGUACAGACCUGUGGCCAUUGCACUGGACACCAAAGGUCCUGAAAUCAGGACCGGACUCAUCAAGGGAAGUGGCACUGAAGAGGUGAAGCUAAACAAGGGUGAGAAAAUCAAGCUGACCCUGGACGACAAAUACAAGGACAACUGUGACGAGAAAACCCUGUGGCUAGAUUACAAGAAUAUCACUAAGGUUGUUCAGCAGGGCAGCAAGGUCUACGUUGAUGAUGGCCUCAUUUCCCUGAAAGUCCUAGAAAUUGGUGGUGACUACUUGAUGUGUGAGAUUGAGAAUGGUGGAAUGUUGGGCAGCAAGAAAGGUGUGAACCUGCCUGGUGCUAAAAUAGAUCUGCCGGCUGUGUCUGAGAAGGACAUCCAAGACCUGCAGUUCGGUGUGGAGCAAGGGGUGGACAUGGUGUUUGCGUCCUUCAUCCGCAAGGCUGCUGAUGUUCAUGCUGUCAGGAAGGUGUUGGGUGAGAAGGGCAAGAAUAUCCAGGUCAUCAGCAAGCUGGAGAACCAUGAGGGGGUGCGCAAUUUUGAUGAGAUUCUGGAGGCCAGCGAUGGUAUCAUGGUUGCCCGUGGAGACAUGGGUAUCGAGAUCCCCACAGAGAAGGUCUUCCUGGCUCAGAAGAUGAUGAUUGGACGCAGCAACAGGAUUGGCAAACCUAUCAUUUGUGCUACACAGAUGCUGGAGAGCAUGAUUAAGAAGCCCCGUCCUACUCGUGCUGAGAGCAGUGAUGUAGCCAAUGCUGUGCUGGAUGGUGCUGACUGCAUCAUGCUGAGCGGAGAGACAGCCAAGGGCGAGUACCCUGUUGAGUCUGUGUUGACACAGCACCUGAUUGCUCGUGAGGCUGAGGCAGCCAUGUUCCACAGGCAAGUGUUUGAGGAGUUGCGUCGCAUCACACACCUGACCCGUGACCCCUGUGAAUCUGUGGCCAUAGGAGCUGUGGAAGCUUCCUUUAAGUGCUGUGCCAGUGCCAUUAUCGUUCUCACCAAAUCUGGAAGAUCCGCUCAUAUGCUGUCUAGAUACAGGCCUCGCGCCCCCAUCAUGGCUGUGACCCGGAACGAGCAGACAGCACGUCAGAGCCAUCUGUACCGUGGCAUCUUCCCCAUCCUCUACAACAAGCCUGCCAAUGAUGUGUGGGCCGAGGAUGUGGACCUGCGUGUCAGCUUCGCCCUGGAGAUGGGUAAAGCCCGGAAGUUCUACAAAUCUGGAGAUGUGGUGAUUGUUGUCACUGGUUGGCGUCCUGGCUCUGGCUACACCAACACCAUGCGUGUUGUUCUGGUGCCUUGAGCACUAUGAAUAAGAACUGUGCCAUUCCCCAUAAUCCCUGAAUCCCAUAGUUUCUUUCUACUUAGAUUUAAUCUACUUGAUAUGUUGACACUCUAAAUGAAGCCCCUGCUAUGUAUUUCCAGAGGACUCUAUGAUGCUGUUUACACUGCAUUUGCUUACUCCUCAACUGUACCAAAAGUAAUCUCAAAGCACUUUGACCAACUGACCAGAGAUUUGCACUCAUCUGCCCUACAGUGCUUCUCCUUGGAGUUUGUACCACACUUUGUUGGUAUGCUUUGUUGUGGCUGUUGUAUAGGUUGUUGUGUAGUGCUAUAGUGUGUGAGGCAGUUGCCUGUAUAAGCUCACCAAAUUGUGAUACAGCCACACCUCUCUUUCAGCUCAUACUUUCAUAGCUGUUCUCUUUGCACACAGACCACUGAUCCAUUCAUUAAACUGACGAUCACCUGA